GCAAAAGGGUAAACGACACUGUUUUACAAAACGACGCGCGUCACGAACCUCCUAGUAGAAGGAAGAGAGAGAAUGGGGCUAUAAGCCGGUGAAGGCCUCGGGGGAACAGAAUCUUUCGAAGGAGCAAUGGAGGGAAUAGAGGAGGUGUCGAGGACACGGAAGAUGGAGGAGAUGAUGGAAGGAAUAGCAUCAAUAGCAUUGUUGCCAGAAGGGUCUAUCUCAGGACACUUCAUCCAGCUUCCCCAUUCUGUCUGCUAUGGUCUUCAUGGCUCUGAGUUGGCAUGUGAAAGGGAGUGCAGUAGGGGUGAGGACUAUCGCCUUAUCAAACUGACAAUAACAGAUUUCAGCAGGAGGAAAGAACGAGCUGUUGUUGUAGAAUGCAGAGGCCACGAUGCUGCUCGGUUCAAUAACGUUGACCAUGCUCAUGGUUGGGAGGAGGAUGUCAUGGGUAUGGUCGAACAAAAGGAUGCGAAGAGUAAAAUGUUGGUCUCAUUUGAGUGUCAGACACUGAAAGCUGAAAAAGAAGCAGAAGACCACAUCAGGCGGUUCAUGCCAAAAUUAACUGGGCUGAAUGCUGUUGUUAACAUUGGACGGAUGACGAUAUCUGGAUUUGACUCUGGAGCAGAGGAUUCAGAAACUGAGUAGGGCACCUGCGCUUUUUUUUUUCCCUUCCUUUUUUGGUUUUAAGAGGUUAAUGGUAAAGAUUUUAAAGCGGACACAUUUUGGUGUUGCACAACGAUAGUAGUUUUUAAUAGCCUUUUUUUUUUAAACAAAAAAAACAACAUUAACUAAGAAAGCAAAUGAGUUAAACUGUGCACCAUGCUUAAAAAAAUCAAUGUAUUAAAAACUGAA
This is a messenger RNA of Prosopis cineraria, 852 nucleotides long. RefSeq lists its product as uncharacterized. Lineage: Eukaryota; Viridiplantae; Streptophyta; Magnoliopsida; Fabales; Fabaceae. The record is from RefSeq and is a predicted model, not a curated record. Bases 127 to 645 code for a protein of 172 amino acids. The transcript is spliced from 6 exons.